AUGUACAAGAUCAUCCUAGCAGCUGCAGUGGUAGCGGUAGUCGCGGCGCGUCCACAGGACGGUCACCACCACGAGCACCACCACCACGCCUCCUCCUCACAGAGCCUCAAGCAGUACCACGGGAAAGCCACUGAGAAACACGUCGAAUACUAUUCUCAUCCCAAGUAUGAGUUCGCGUACAAGGUUGUGGACCCUCACACCGGUGACAAGAAGUCCCAGCAUGAGUCUCGUGAUGGUCACGUCGUGAAGGGUGUGUACAGUCUGCAUCAGCCUGAUGGCUCUGUCAGGACCGUGGAGUACCACGCUGACAAGAAGACUGGAUUCAACGCCAACGUGAAGUACGAAGGUCACGCCGUACACAUCGUUCCUGAACACCACCACCACCACUGAUUUUAUUUUAAGCACUUUUUCCUAUUGACUUUUCUUGUUAAUUUUAAUUGUAAG
Messenger RNA from Spodoptera frugiperda (fall armyworm), 444 nucleotides. RefSeq names its product cuticle protein 18.6-like. The record is from RefSeq and is a predicted model, not a curated record. Lineage: Eukaryota; Metazoa; Arthropoda; Insecta; Lepidoptera; Noctuidae. The coding region runs from base 1 to 390 and encodes 129 amino acids. Gene Ontology annotation, cellular component: extracellular matrix. The transcript is spliced from 4 exons.